CGGUCUGCCAAGGCUGGCGCUGCCUCCGCCGCUUGCAGUGCGUCUUUGGCCGGCGCUUUGCACUCCACACAGAGGGAUGGCCCUCGCGAUGCGGCGCAGCUGGUGCGGCUGCUCGUUGAAGGCGGGCUCCAUUAUCACGGCCUUCCUCUUCACGGCAGGCAGCCUCUGGGAGAUCAUGGACGCCACGUGGAUGAUUUCGGUCGGCCACCCUACGGAAUUCGGUGAAGAUGACCAGCAGACUACGGCGAUAGCGAUGCUGUGUCUGGGAACCAUCGUACUCGCCACGAGCAUAGCCCUUCUCGUCGCCUCCAUCAAGGAGCGCCCCGGACCGCUGCUGGUGUUCGUGGCGGUGAACGCUGUGGUGGGGGCCCUGCACGCGGCCGUGCUGCCCCUGGAGGUGCUGGCGCUCUUCAGUGAAGGACAUCCCCGCGACGCCUGGGCGCUGCUCGUCGUUGCUGUCGCUGGCGUCGUUUUGGACGUAUACCUGUUGGUGGUUGUCUACAGCUUUCAUCAGUUUUUGUGCGAAAGACAGAGAAGUGGAACUGUUUAACUGCAUUUCAUUGACACUACCUGCCAGUACCUAAUGUUGUAUGAGACUUGUCUGAUUAUUUCCAUGUUAAAUACAAAUAAAAAACAUAAUACCAAUGAUUUGGAAA
Schistocerca gregaria is the source of this 656-nucleotide messenger RNA. RefSeq lists its product as uncharacterized. NCBI's taxonomy places the organism in Eukaryota, Metazoa, Arthropoda, Insecta, Orthoptera, Acrididae. The transcript is spliced from 6 exons. The record is from RefSeq and is a predicted model, not a curated record. The coding region runs from base 77 to 550 and encodes 157 amino acids.